Molecule: messenger RNA, 1575 nt
Organism: Hippopotamus amphibius kiboko
Lineage: Eukaryota; Metazoa; Chordata; Mammalia; Artiodactyla; Hippopotamidae
Gene: CCNA2
Product: cyclin A2
Exons: 8
Coding region: 4-1299 (431 amino acids)
Biological process (GO): regulation of cyclin-dependent protein serine/threonine kinase activity; mitotic cell cycle phase transition
Cellular component (GO): cyclin A2-CDK2 complex; cytoplasm; nucleus
Molecular function (GO): cyclin-dependent protein serine/threonine kinase regulator activity
Source: RefSeq, a predicted model, not a curated record
GUGAUGUUGGGCAGCUCCGCACCCGGGCCUGCGGCCCGCGAGGCGGGCUCGGCGCUAACAUUGCAGCAGACGGCGCUCCAGGAGGACCAGGAGAACAUCAACCCCGAGAAGGCGGCGCCCGCCCAGCAGCCCCGGACCCGGGCUGGGCUGGCGGUACUGAAGGCCGGGAACUCGCGGGGUCCAGCGCCGCAGCAGAGGCCUAAGACGCGACGGGUUGCACCUCUUAAGGAUCUUCCUGUAAACGACGAGCAUGUCACUGUUCCUUCCUGGAAAGCAAACAGUAAACAGCCUGCAUUUACCAUUCAUGUGGAUGAAGCAGAAGAAGAGACGCAAAGGAGGCCAGUUGAAUCUAAAAAACCAGAAAGAGAAGAUGUCUUGGCUUUUAAUUCAGCUGUUACUUUACCAGGACCAAGAAAACCACUGGUACCUCUUGAUUAUCCAAUGGAUGGUAGUUUUGAGUCACCGCAUACUAUGGACAUCUCAAUUGUACUGGAAGAUGAAAAGCCAGUGAGUGUUAACGAAGUACCAGACUACCAUGAGGACAUUCACACGUACCUCAGGGAGAUGGAGGUUAAAUGUAAGCCUAAAGUGGGUUACAUGAAGAAACAGCCAGACAUUACUAACAGUAUGAGGGCUAUCCUCGUGGACUGGUUAGUUGAAGUAGGAGAAGAAUAUAAACUACAGAAUGAGACCCUGCAUUUGGCUGUGAACUACAUUGAUAGGUUUCUUUCAUCCAUGUCUGUGUUGAGAGGAAAACUUCAGCUUGUAGGCACUGCUGCUAUGCUGUUAGCCUCAAAGUUUGAAGAAAUAUACCCGCCAGAAGUAGCAGAGUUUGUAUACAUCACAGAUGACACUUACACCAAGAAGCAAGUUCUGAGAAUGGAGCACCUAGUUUUGAAAGUCCUUGCUUUUGACUUAGCUGCACCAACAAUAAAUCAGUUUCUUACCCAGUACUUUCUGCACCAGCAGUCAGCAAACUGCAAAGUUGAAAGUUUAGCAAUGUUUUUGGGAGAGUUAAGUUUGAUAGAUGCUGACCCAUAUCUAAAGUACUUGCCAUCCGUUAUCGCUGCAGCGGCCUUUCAUUUAGCACUCUACACAGUCACAGGACAAAGCUGGCCUGAAUCAUUAGUACAAAAGACUGGAUAUACGCUGGAAACUCUAAAGCCUUGUCUCAUGGACCUUCACCAGACCUACCUCAGAGCACCACAGCAUGCACAACAGUCAAUAAGAGAAAAGUACAAAAAUUCAAAGUAUCAUGGUGUUUCUCUCCUCAACCCACCAGAGACACUAAAUGUGUAACAGUGAAAGACUGCCUUUGUUUUCUAAGAUGUAAAUCACUCAAAGUAUAUGAUGUACAGAUCUUACCUUAGGUUUUAAUUUUACAAUCAUUUCUGAAUACAGAAGUUAUGGUCAAGUACAAAUUAUGCUAUCUAUUACUUUUUAAAUGGUUUUAAUUUGUAUAUCUUUUGUACAUGUAACUAUCUUAGGUAUUUGGCUGAUUUUAAGUCGUUUUUGUUAAAGUAUUAAUGACACCAGCUGUCAGGAUAAUAAGAAUUAAUAAAUUGAUUUGGAAAA